CCCAACAAUAGAACAAAAUGGUCUGAGCUAUUUGGCUGGGCCACCCUGAGAAGCCUGUAUGAUAAGCCCGAAAACAGCCAGGCCUAUGCUUAAAUGCAAGUCCCUAAGCCUAAAUAGUAAAUGAAAAUUUUAGUCAAAGUAUAACAUGCUUUGUGCAUCAAAGUGGCCAAAACAACAGCUUAGGGGACCAACAUAUUAUAUAGUCAGAUUGGGCUACAGAAAAUACAAAAAAUUGGUGGACUAGCAUGUGUAGAUAGGGUAGCAUCCUUUCCAAUAAAGACAACAUCUUCCUGAUAAUAUGGACCACAUGGACCAUUUCCGCCAAGAGAUGAGGUCUACAAAUCCAUUAAAUAGUAGAAAGGGAGGUUCAGGAAAGCCUAAAAUCCGCACACACUAUUGGAGAUGGCCAAAUCAUCACACUCCAUCUCAAGGCUCUUCAGUCCUAUCUACAAUCAACCUGGCAAUACCAGAAGACUAGGCCAAAUCCUCAAACUGCCAACCUGCUCACAUUUUGAGACCAGAGCUGCAGCUGUUUCUUCACAUAAAGAUGAAGUCCAUCAGAUUUCGAAAAAGAAAUCACAUAAGGUUUCAAGAGCACCUCGUCGUCUGAUCACCAUUUCAACAUCUGGUGCAGGAUGGAACAGUAAAUGGAGCUGUGACUAUGUAUUCACCCUUGCAGAGCUUCAGUUAGCAGACCUGGCUGAAGAUGGACAGAAGGAUGCAGAGGUCUUUAUUAGCCUUUCGAUUCAGAAGAUCAAUACUACUUUUGAUGUUUGGGUUCUACCUUCAAGCAAAAGUAGUGAGUUUCAGCUACCUGAAAUUGAUGGAAAUGAUCCAUCUGUCAUCUAUGUGACUCCAGGGUCUGAAGCCAACAUUGAUUCACUAAUCCAAGAUACCAUACGUUUAACAGCCUCAGCGAAGGAUAUCUGCUCAGAAUCAUGUGAGAAGCCUGCACUCAUAUGGCAAUAUUCUGAAGGAAAGAGGGGUUAUGAUCAGAGGUGGUCUAGGCUACUUGAGAUAAAAAAUGCAAUCUAA
Molecule: messenger RNA, 1035 nt
Organism: Elaeis guineensis (African oil palm)
Lineage: Eukaryota; Viridiplantae; Streptophyta; Magnoliopsida; Arecales; Arecaceae
Source: RefSeq, a predicted model, not a curated record